Molecule: messenger RNA, 2691 nt
Organism: Xenopus laevis (African clawed frog)
Lineage: Eukaryota; Metazoa; Chordata; Amphibia; Anura; Pipidae
Product: serine/threonine-protein kinase N2-like
Exons: 10
Coding region: 343-1398 (351 amino acids)
Source: RefSeq, a predicted model, not a curated record
GUGGGGUUACUGUUUCAGCUCUGAUGUUUGUUUGGCUUUUUUUCUGUGGGGGGGGGGGGGGGCGAGAUAUGGGAUGGGGCUUGGGGGCCCAGAAAAUUUUGCCAGACAGGCCCCGGUGAUUUCUGAAAGAGGCCCUGUAUACGGCUAUUGUACUUCUUUUGGUGGAGGAGUAAUACUCCAGAUACAGACAUGGCACCUGAAUUCACCCUGUACUGUGCUGGCAAAUCAUUCUCUGCCUCUGAAAGGGCUGAACUCCAAUGUCUAUGUACAUAUACAGCUCUUAGCUUCCCAUGUUAGUAAAACACAAGCAUAAUAACAAACUUACAUUUUCCCUAUAGUGAGAUGUCUGCGGAUGAAGUGAACAUCGGCUCAACUCAUCCAGAAAACACAGCAGAAGACUUUCCACCGGCUGUGACGACGGAACCAGAAGUUUUGCAUUUGACCAACUGCACUCUGCAAGACUUCACCCAACGAGGUUUCCUAGGCGAGGGCGGAUUUGGGAAGGUUCUCCAUGUGCAACACACGGCAUCAAAAAGAUCGUAUGCCCUGAAGAUCCUAAAAAAACAGAAGAUCACCACCUUAAGGGAUGUUGAAAGGAUUUUGGUCGAGAAACGGGUCGCUCUCACAGCAGCUGUCCACCCCUUCACCGUGGAUCUACAUGCCACCUUCCAGUCAGACCACCAUCUCUUCUUCCUCAUGGAGUAUGUCGCUGGAGGCUGCUUAAGGACUCUCCUGGAGAGGGAACGUAAAUUUGGACAACGGAGGACUACGUUCUAUGCUGCGUGCACAGUGCUGGCCAUCUCCUAUUUGCACGAAAAUGGUAUCAUACACCGAGAUCUCAAGCCGGAAAACCUGCUCUUAGACAGCAACGGGUACAUCAAACUGGCUGAUUUCGGACUAUGCAAAGACGGAAUUGGCUAUGGGGACAGAACACGCAGCCUGACUGGAACCUAUGACUACAUGGCUCCCGAAGUCCUCUCCAGGCUGCCGUAUUCAAGAUCUGCAGAUUGGUGGUCUCUGGGCAUCGUGAUCUUCGAGAUGCUAGUCGGGGACCUACCAUGGAUGAGACCAUCUAUUGGCGUCGUCUGCCCAAAGUUCCUGGCUGAGGAUGCAGCUAUUUUAAUAUCAGGGCUUUUACAGUUGGACCCAUGGAUGCGGCUGGGCUCCAGCGAGGAAGAUGCAGGUGAACUAAUGUUUCAUCAUUUCUUUCGAGGCAUUGACUGGCUGGCUUUGGUACAGAGAAAAUUGCAGCCCCCAUUCAUACCGGAGGAUGUUGGACUUUCCGACGAUGGACCCUGUUAUGAACAUCUACUUCUAACACCUCCCUCCGAGGGUUCCUUGGCAAUAAGAAAAGAGAUCGCCGAUGCCUUUGGGAGCUUCGAUUAUUCCGCAAUAUAGAGCUGCGUGAUCAUCCUGCAACGCAAAAAUCAUUGCCAUCACCCGCGUUGACAGAAGAUUGGGGACACAUGAAAAACGGCACAUCAGGUUUCACAUCAGGUCAUCUUGCUUUCUGUUUCUCUUCCAUCCAGAGCAAUUAGCGGUACCCCUCCUCCUUCCACCAUAGCUCCACCAGCGGUGCCCCAUCUCCUUCUACCGUAGCUCCACCGGCGGUGCCCUCCCUUCCUACUAAAAUAUAGCAUCAUAAACAGGAGCGCACUUAAGCCACUCGGUAAACCCUGCAUUCCUUUUUACUCCAACCCCAAGUGUGCAGAAGCCGGGUCUGCAGGCUGCUGGGGCUCCAAUGGAAUGAAACGGAAUGCAGCAUUCACCGAGCUGCUUAACGGUGCUCAUGUUUAAGCUGCCAUAUUGCUUACCGUAAUUCCACCUGCGGUGCCUCCCUUUCCACCUAAAAUAUGGUUUCAUGGGCAGAUGCACCUAAGCCACUCGGUAGUCCCUGCAUUCCAUUUCACUCAAUCCCUCAGUGUGCAGAAGCCGGGUCUGCAAGCUGUCUGGGCUGCCAGUUCUCCAAUGGAAUGGAAUGGAAUGCAGCAUUCACCUAGCAGCUUAAUGGCGCUCAUGCGUAUGCUGCCAUAUUGCUUUCUUUUUCUUUUCCUUCAUUCCAAUUCCACCAGCAGUUGUCCCUCUUAUAUAGUAUCAUAAACUGGAGCACCAUUUAGCCACUCGGUAGACUCUGCAUUCCUUUCAACUCCAUCCCUCAGUGUGCAAAUGCCGGGGUGUGCAGGCUGCCUGGGUUCAAUGGAAUGGAUUGGAAUGCAGCAUUCAUCUAGCUGCUAAACGGUGCUCAUGUUUACGUAGCCUUAUUGCUUUUUGUUUCCCUUCCUGCCACUGUAAUUCCACCAGCAGUCCCUCCCUUCCCAUCUUAAAUAUGGUUUCAUAGACAGAAGCCCCCUUAAGCCACAUGGUAGACCCUUCAUUUCUUUUCUCUCCAUCCCUCAGACUGCAAAAGCCGGGUCUGCAGGCUGCAAGGGACCAAAGAAAUGGAAUGCAGAGUUCACCUAGCAGCCUAAAGGCGCUCAUGUGUAUGCUGCCAUAUUACCAUCUGUUUCCCUUACCCUCUUUCUCUUGAUUAAAUAUGGCAAAUUGAUCCUGGGAGCAAAUCCGAUUGCCGUUAAGGAGUCAGGAAGGAAUUUUUCCCUCACAAAGGGUUUUUGCCUUCCUCUGGAUCAAAUAGCCCUAUUUAUCCUAUAAUAAUUAUUAAUAAAGCUGUGCGUUUCACAGAUUUAACCAUCA